AUGGGGAAUGAUGCAAUGAGUAAAGCCCUACAGCAGAUUUCUAAAUCACCCUUCGUCAGAAGGAUUAACAAGGCCAAGCUUCCUCAUCAAUUUUCUCAGCUGACGUUUGCCAUUUACAGUAGGAGGACUAAUCCCAUGGAGCACGUCAGCCACUUUAAUCAUAAGAUGGUAGUUCAUACCAACAAUGAGGCUCUAAUGUGGAAAGUGUUCCCCUCCAGUCUUGGACCUAUGGCUAUACAUUGGUUUGACGCCUUAGAAGAAGGAUUAGUGGGAUCUUUUGAGGAGCUAACGAGAGCUUUUGUGGCUAGAUUCAUAACAUGCAAUAGGAUCCCCAAACCUGUAGAUUCUUUGCUGUCUAUGGCAAUGAGGAAAGGGGAAACCCUCAAAACUAACUCAGACAGAUACUGGGAAACACAUAAUGAGAUCUAUGGAAAUUUUGAGGAUAUGGCCAUGAGGACCUUCAAAGUUGGGCUACCUGCCAAGCACGAGUUAAGGAAGUCAUUGACGAUGAAGUCCACCUUGAACAUGCGCCAACUUAUGGAUCGCAUAGAUAAGUAUAAGAGGGUGGAGUAA
This is a messenger RNA of Quercus lobata, 573 nucleotides long. RefSeq lists its product as uncharacterized. The transcript has a single exon. Bases 1 to 573 code for a protein of 190 amino acids. The record is from RefSeq and is a predicted model, not a curated record. Lineage: Eukaryota; Viridiplantae; Streptophyta; Magnoliopsida; Fagales; Fagaceae.